Molecule: messenger RNA, 957 nt
Organism: Aplosporella prunicola CBS 121167
Lineage: Eukaryota; Fungi; Ascomycota; Dothideomycetes; Botryosphaeriales; Aplosporellaceae
Exons: 1
Molecular function (GO): gamma-glutamylcyclotransferase activity
Source: RefSeq, a predicted model, not a curated record
GUGCCAAUCAUUCCCCAGGAUCGCUUGGAUCAUACUCUCGCCGAUCGGCCCCUCGAACUCAAUGCUGCGACGUUGUCCGGCUUAUCGCAAUCAAAGGAUCCCGGCCAGACGGUGCUGUACUUGGCUUACGGCUCGAACCUGUGCUACGAGACAUUCCAAGGGAAACGUGGCAUCAGACCUGUGGCCCAAGUAAAUGUGCUCGUGCCGGAAUUGCGCCUCACCUUCGAUCUACCCGGCGUGCCAUACCUCGAACCUUGCUUCGCCAAUUCUGGUCCGAGAGACCCCUCCAACCCGUCGCAAACCGACCCCGCACCUGCUCUUUCUGAGACAUCUCCACUCAUUCGCGACGCUCCUGACUAUCAUAAAGAUCGGUGGAAGAAGGGCAUGGUUGGUGUCGUCUAUGAGGUUACGUUGCCCGACUACGCGCAUAUUAUUGCGACCGAGGGCGGCGGAACGGCAUAUCAGGACGUGCUGGUGACCUGCUACCCACUCACGGAAACGGAUACUGUGCCGGAGCAUCCCAAUACCCCACCGUUCAAGGCGCACACGCUGUUCGCACCGGCGGUCGCACCUUCCAAGCCAGGUGAUCCUCCGCGAAAGGAUGGUGGCCGCUUUCAGCGUCCGGAUACUUCGUACGCGCAAGCUUCGGCACGCUACAUGAAGUUACUCACAGACGGAGCGGAAGAACAUGGGCUGCCGCAAGACUACAAGAACUAUCUGUACGACAUUAGACCGUACACGAUCACAACUCGGCGACAGGGCUUUGGAAAGAUUGUGUUUACGGCGUUGUGGCUGCCUCUGUUUAUAAUGCUCCUGUCUUUGCAGGGGGGCUUCGCGAACGACAAAGGAAGGAGUCCGAAAUGGCUCAGUCUGCUUUCGGACUUCAUCUCCAGGUCGGUGUGGCUUUCAUACGACGGGUUCUUCAAGAAGGUGUUUGGCGACGGAGAGCGCACACUU